AUUUACCAGUACAUCCAGUCUCGGUUCUACCGGUCGCCCGAGGUCCUCCUGGGCAUCCCCUACGACCUGGCCAUCGACAUGUGGAGUCUGGGCUGUAUCCUGGUGGAGAUGCACACCGGGGAGCCUCUCUUCGCCGGGUCCAACGAGUUUGACCAGAUGAUGAAGAUCGUGGAGGUUCUGGGCAUGCCCCCCAAGCACCUCCUGGACCAGGCCCAGAAGACCCGCAAGUAUUUUGAGCUGCUCCCGGACGGAUCCUACGUGCCACGCAAGUCCAAAGACAAUAAAAAA
This is a messenger RNA of Aplysia californica (California sea hare), 288 nucleotides long. Its product is annotated as dual specificity tyrosine-phosphorylation-regulated kinase 1A. The record is from RefSeq and is a predicted model, not a curated record. Gene Ontology annotation, cellular component: nucleus. Lineage: Eukaryota; Metazoa; Mollusca; Gastropoda; Aplysiida; Aplysiidae. Gene Ontology annotation, biological process: peptidyl-serine phosphorylation; peptidyl-threonine phosphorylation; positive regulation of DNA-templated transcription. Gene Ontology annotation, molecular function: protein serine/threonine kinase activity; transcription coactivator activity; ATP binding.